CUGAAUCAAAAUGGCGAACGAAGUGGAAGUUGCUCCGCUUCGGAGCUUGGAUGAUUUUCUUCUCGAAUCAGCCCGCUUCCAGCUUCCAAACGUUAAGGAUUUGGAGAAAUGGGGAAACAGAGUCGUCAACAACCUCUUGUACUACCAGUCCAACUAUUUCGUCCUUGCCAUCCUAGCCUUCCUUGCCGUUGGAAUCCUGCACCCUUCCAAAAUGUUGUGUGGAAUGCUUGCUGUGGCCGUAGCGUUCGGCCUGUUCUAUUAUGUUACCAACUCCAAGAGGGCUGCCACGAAGUUCAAGAGAGACCACCCAAUUCUCAGCAUCCUGAUUAUCCUGGCAGGUGGCUACUUUAUUGUCCAUGUUCUCGGAUCCGUGGUGGUAUUCUUGUUUGGCAUCCUGCUGCCGAUAAUGUUGGUGUUCAUUCAUGCAUCAAUGCGGCUGCGUAACAUCAAGAAUAAGCUGACAAACAAGAUUGAGACUAUUGGGCUGAAGAAAACUCCAAUGGGACUCUUCCUUGAUGCAUUGGGACAGGAGCAGGAGGCUGGAUCUCACGCCGCCGCGACGGUUGUUCAGGCCGGAAGCGAACUGGCAGACAAGCUGGAAGAGAAGCUCGCCCAAUUUGGACAACUGGAUAUCGUUUAUCCAUCACCGUUUCAAAUGCGUAUGAAGAUUAACAGGAACCGGUGAUGUUGAGUACCCGUGCCAUUUUGGAGCAACUUCGUGAACCUUCGUCAACAUGCAUUUGGAGACUGGAACGCGACGACUGGAGCGACGUCGCAUUUGCACCGGCUUUCGCCUUGGAGCUGAACGGACUUUGCCUUUUCUUCUUCUUUUAUUUUUCCUUGAUAUUUUUUUGUUACAUGAUUGCAGUGCUUUCGCACAGUCGUCUCCACUCUUGGAUCUCUGUCGCACAAUUUUAUUGACCGCAUUGUUGUAAAUUUGUCUGCCCCGGUGCUCGCUUUGCAAAUCUCAAAAAUGCGCGGUGCACCUUGUAUACAUUAUACCUAUUUAUACCAACCUAAAGCAGCACGUGUGAGUGAGUCAAGCUGCUGCAACAACGAAUAAAGCAAAUGAAUAAAGUCAAGCUUUCAUGCUA
Messenger RNA from Dermacentor silvarum, 1094 nucleotides. Its product is annotated as PRA1 family protein 3. The coding region runs from base 11 to 685 and encodes 224 amino acids. The transcript has 7 exons. The record is from RefSeq and is a predicted model, not a curated record. Lineage: Eukaryota; Metazoa; Arthropoda; Arachnida; Ixodida; Ixodidae. Gene Ontology annotation, cellular component: membrane.